This is a messenger RNA of Besnoitia besnoiti, 2988 nucleotides long. RefSeq names its product zinc finger (CCCH type) motif-containing protein. The record is from RefSeq and is a predicted model, not a curated record. The coding region runs from base 1 to 2988 and encodes 995 amino acids. Lineage: Eukaryota; Apicomplexa; Conoidasida; Eucoccidiorida; Sarcocystidae. Gene Ontology annotation, molecular function: metal ion binding. The transcript has 3 exons.
AUGAAGUCCAGUCUAGCGCGACAAAAGGUGGAAAAUGCACGCGAGCCCCGACGCGUUUACUGCCAAAUCGCAGUGGCGUUGAUUUGGAUGCGCCCCGGCUACAACGUGCACAAACACCAAGAAAGCUUCAGUUUUUCAAGGCAGCUAUAUAAAACGGCGCUCUGCGUGAGAUGGCAAAUGGGCCGCUGCAAUGCGGGGAGUCUUUGCCGACAUGCGCACGGGAAAAAUGAGAUGAGAAACAGCAUCGGCACCGUACCACCAGACGCGUUAGGGGCUGAUGGGAGUCUUCCUGUGCUUGUUCCUGGCUCGCCCUCUUCGUCGUACGUCAUGCAAGGACGUGCCCGGCUGGAGACAACCGUGUCAGGGGCGCGUGGGUCCCCCGUUGCUGGACAGACUUUUUUGUCUCCCCCCCAACGAAGCUCAGCCAAGUGGGCAGGCCCGAAUGCCGAACGAGAGCAGCAUAUUGCUGAGUCAGCGGCGAUGGCACGGAGAGGUGAAAAUCCGCCAACUCCUGUACUACUUCCCAAAAGCCGUGCUGCCGGCAACCACACGUCGCCCGGUUUAUUCGAGGCGCAACGUGGAGACGUCCUGCCGGAAGGCGUUGGAUUUCAGGAGCGAGUGCAGAGCCGCUUGCAGAGCGUUGGCGCGUUACAUUUGGCUUCAUCUCCUCCCAGCACGCAAGCUUCUGCCGCUGUCGCCGGUAAUCAGGAGAUGGUGCUGCAGCAGCUGCAGGAGUUCAGGAAGCUUCUGAAUCUUGGAGACCGUGUCGGCGCGUUGGCUGGCGAGGAGGGACUGUAUUGUGCAAGGCACAACGGAAAGAAGCCUCAGCAAGAAGAGCCUUGCGGUGCGAAGUUCGCCCUGGCUUUCGAGCAGCGGCCCUCGUCACCCGUGGACACAAAGCUCGCGGGCUGUUCGCGGGUCAGCGAAGUAGCAGGCGCUACGACGAACUGUCCAACGCUAGUGUCCGAGCGGGCUCUUGCUGCACACGGAAACAGGCUGUGGGAACUUCUCUCCCCUAGUUCGCAGGACGACCUAGAUAGCGUCAGGCUUGCGACUACCCUGGAUCCAGGUGCUGCUGUCGAGCGCGACCAGGCAACACGUGCGAAUAAUGGAAGCGCCUCCGAGCCGGAACGUGGCGGUGUACUAUCCGCCGAGAUAUAUGCACUGUCGUCGCCCCAGACAAGACUGUCGCUGUGUCCCCAUUUUCUAGCAGGAAGCGAUGACAGGAGAAGCAUGUCUUUCUGUACCCGCGGGACGCCAGAGGAGCUGAUGCUCCCGCCAUCUCCUAUGGCACCGUUGCACGCCAGCGGCGUGCGCGGUCCAGGCAGGCCAGUGGGUGAUGAAGAAAACGCCGAGGAGAUAUAUUUGGGGAAGACAACAGAUUGUACGCUGGCGCCGGCAGACACGGGCAAGUUCCAAUAUGGCGACGACUCCGCCGUGGUCAGGUUUCAACCGCGGAUGUCGCGGAGACACAGCGGCGCUGAAGAGACCUCAUUUGCUAACGGCGCUAGUUAUGUCAGGGCGGCCUCGGAGCGCCAUGGCUGCAACAGUUGCCCGACUUCUGUGCAUCCUGCGAAGCAGAACAGUGGGGUCUUGUGGCGUCCCAGACGACACGAGCUGGAUGCGGAUUUUUCAGGACGGUCGGAAGUCCUCUGGAUGCAAGAGGGUUGCCGGCGCGCUUCUUCAGGGGCGUCGACCAUUGAUACGACACCCCGCAGUAUAGACGCGCUGAAUGGCUUCCUUUGUUCCCUGAGCCUCAGUGGGCCGUAUUCGCCUAUGAUGAGCGCGGGGGUGAGUUACAGGUCACCCACGGUCAGGAGAGGAACUUUCGACGGGUCGGCGGACAGUGCUGGCUCGGUAACCGGCCCCAAGUUGCGCACGCAGUCGUCGUCGGAUGAUGGCCAGCGGGAGGGUCGGGAGGGCGCAUUUGCAGCAGAAAAGUUUGUGGAGAGUAGUUCUGGGUCCGUCACACCUGGCGGGAAUCGAUGCAGCGAAUGGUCCGGCCGGGCCAUGACUGCACCGGGUGGUGGGACGGGCGUCACAUCGCCGACAGCAAGCAUUUUUCGGGAAGCUAGGGGAUCUGAGGCGCGGCAGGACGACGGCGGCAGUGACAUGGAGGGUGAGACGCCCGGAGACUUGGAUUGUGGGUUAGAGGAAGAGUUUCAUGGGAAAUACGCUGAUGGUGUUCCGCAGUUCGUCUGCGUCAGCGAUUGGGAACGAGAGGACGACCACACCGUAUUUCCAGGGGAAGGAACACAGGUUGUCAGUCGGGAGUCUCGGACAGGGACGAGCGCAGCUCAAGAGUGUUGCGACACUCAGGAUAUUAUGGACACUAAAAAAGUGUUGCGGGAUCGUGCAUCACUUGUCCAGAAGCUCUACGAAGACAUAGAUCCAUCUUCCGAUAGGUUUUCGGCACGCGUAGGAGAGACUUCAAGCAAACAGGAGGCUGGGUCGCUGCUAAUUCCUCACGCAAGCGAAGAAGACUGUAAUUCAGACUGUGAGCAAAGUGAGGCCACCGAAAACAUCGUACUCAGCAGGGCGAGUGUGCCCGGGCACUUCGAUGAAAGAAACCUACUCACUGAAAUAAUGCUCCGUGGAAGCGCAGGUUUGUUUGAAGGAAACUGCUCCCGUGCCCCACGCCUUCAGGAGAUGAACUCUCAAGAGGCUGGUAGGCGGUCAAGCAGCGCAGGUGGCGACGAUGAGGAGUUAAAAUUCCAGCAGAGGGGACGGUUCCACGAUGGCCGCCAGGAGGGUUCGGAGCUCUUCCGCGACAUGGAAGCGUUUCGUCGAACGUGCUGCGGUAAUAGGGCAAGAGUCAGCACGUGCUGCAGUCACAGAGAUCCCGCUGACUCUCUUGUCGCGGGGGCAAUGAAGCGACGAGACGAGGAAAACCUCGGCGAGUGUUGGUCUUCACAAACGGAUAACAGCCAUUGCUCCAUUUUGUUUAACGGACCUGCUCUCUUCUGGGCGUCUUGCGAUUCUCUAUGA